AUGAAUAACAAUGAUGAAUUGACUUCGUUACAAACUAAUAAUCAUUUAAGAAGAAAAAUUGGUAGACCAAGAAAACCAAUUUGGCAACAUUUUACUGAAAUUGGUAGCUCUAACAAUAAUAACAAUAAUAAACGACCUGGUGCAAAAUGUAAUUACUGUGGUCAACAAUGGGCUCGUGGAAAAAGUUCUGAUAUGAUAUCUCAUAUUGCAUUAUCAUGCACUAAACCUCCACCACCUGAUAUACGUAUAAAGUUUCAAAAUAAAAAAACAAUUACAAAUGAAAAACAACUUAGAUGUUCAUAUGCUUUAACAAAAUUUUUUGUUUGUUGUGGAAUUCCGUUUUGGGUUGUUGAAAACCCAUUCUUUGUAGAUUUUAUUACUAAUUUAUGUCCUGGCUUUCAUCUUCCUAAAAGAACCACAUUGUCUACUACAUUUGUUAAUUUAGAAUGUGCAAAAGUAAUUUCAAAAAUUAACAAUGGCCUUGUUAAUGAG
Molecule: messenger RNA, 492 nt
Organism: Entrophospora candida
Lineage: Eukaryota; Fungi; Glomeromycota; Glomeromycetes; Entrophosporales; Entrophosporaceae
Source: the annotation of a GenBank genome assembly